AUGAGCAGACCAGGAGACUGGAAUUGCAGGUCAUGCCAGCACCUGAAUUUUCAGAGGAGGGAUUCGUGCCAGCGAUGUGGGGACUCGAAAUAUGGAGACAGAGUUGAUUUUGGUGGGUUUGGAGGAAGAGGAGGGUCUUCAUUUGGGUUAACUGGGUCAGAUGUUCGUCCUGGUGACUGGUACUGUGCUGCUGCUAACUGCGGUGCACACAACUUUGCUAGCCGCUCAAGCUGCUUCAAGUGUGGUGUUUUCAAGGAUGACUUGGCUGGAGGCUAUAACAGUGACAUCUUGCGCUCAAGAGCUUUUGGUGGCAGUGGAAGACCAGGAUGGAAAUCUGGUGAUUGGAUAUGCAGCAGAUCAGGAUGCAAUGAGCACAACUUCGCAAGCCGAAUGGAAUGUUUUAAAUGCAGCGCUCCAAGGGACACGUACUAG
This is a messenger RNA of Sphenostylis stenocarpa, 432 nucleotides long. The record is from the annotation of a GenBank genome assembly. NCBI's taxonomy places the organism in Eukaryota, Viridiplantae, Streptophyta, Magnoliopsida, Fabales, Fabaceae.